Chara braunii is the source of this 1219-nucleotide messenger RNA. The record is from the annotation of a GenBank genome assembly. NCBI's taxonomy places the organism in Eukaryota, Viridiplantae, Streptophyta, Charophyceae, Charales, Characeae.
GGGGAGGGAAAACACCGUCCGCGCAAAAGGGCGAGGCGACGGCGAGCGGAAGUCGGACGGCGGCGGCAGAUCACACCACAACAAGCGGACUCGCCGAAGAUGUGGAAGAGGGGAGGGCCGAUGACGUCCGUCGCAACGAUAGGAGAAGAGAUGGAAAGCAGGAGGGCGAUGACGACGACGACCGUCCACUUGUUACGAGGUUGAAGGGAGCGGCAAAGGAGGAUGAUCUCGACGCGAGGUCGAAGUUAUGGGUUGAUUGUGACGCUUUCAAGGGUCAGGGCCCGGGAAAACCCUUGAGGGAGGCAAUAGGCGAGUGCGCGGAUUACUUUGUCACCAUCGCUAACGGUGACGCAGGAGCUGAACCGCCUUCGAUGCUCGUAAUGCCGUCGAAUGAUGUGCCACGCUUCAAGAUCGAGGACCCUGCGCAGCAUGAACCUGCUUUGCACAGAGCGCGCAGCGUGGAGAAACUAGUGCUGCGCACCAUCCCCGGCUGGAUCUUCAAAUCGUCGUCAAGGUGGACUGGCUUCGCUCGUGGAGAGUCGUACAUCACCGUCGACCUCGCUACAGACGUCGCACGAGCAGUUUGGCAGGGAUUUGAAUGGUGCAAAGUGGUUUUCCCUGCCCUCGCCUACCACACGGUGGCGAUGAAGAUGGACGUGCCUCUGUGGUUCGCGGGGGUGAAGAUUGUGGACCGGCCGGAAGACGACGACAUGGCGGCGCGGCAGGAGACGACAGUUCUUCGCUUGGCGGACUGCUGGACAGAUGCAGUGUGGUGCGGACAAUGGGCGAACAGCGGCAGUGUGAAACAGGAGAGGUUGUCGCGGCUUGCGGAUUGUCUUCGAGCGUUGUUGAGCGCGUGCAUGUGGAUCAUGCAGAUGGGUGGUGACGAUGACCGUUCGCACUACGAGGCGUGGUUCUACGCGUCCAUGGUCGCCAAACCCACAAUGAUAGUGGUGGGGUCCUACAUCUUCAACUGGCGGCGACACAUCGUCGACACCACUAACCUCGUCUUGGAUCAUCUAGGGAAGGCCCACCUUACGUUGGGAGAUUACCCGCAUUGCAUAUCGGAAUGGUCUGAUUGCGGGUUGGUGUUUGGGCACAACGCCGCUCUGAAUAAUGCAGCAGAAGCCGCAAAACACGGCUGGAUCGGCAACGGGUCCGUGGCGGACGACGAUGGAGAUGAGGGUAGUUGACACAUGGGUUCGUCCGUAAGGCAGUG